AAAUCAAGAUGGAGGAAGACAGACAACCAAAGUUAGCUCUUUCCAAAAACCUCAAGGAAAUGAAGUUUAUGCAGAGAAGAGCAGAGUCUGACUACCGUAAACAGCUUGAGGAAGAAAGAAGACGAAAAAUUGACGAGGCUCAUUGGGUCCUAAACACAAAAACUGGAGAAAGUGAAAGAGUGGAAAUAGAACCAAGUUAUGUGAAGUGUGAACAACUGUACAGCAAUGGCAGAAUGUCUUUCAAGAAUUUUAACCCAACAGUUGAGAAAACCUUCAAACAGAUGAAAGCAGAGGAUGAAGAAAUUUUAUCAGAAGAAAGGGAGAGAGAAGCAACUGUAUCUGAUGAAGAGAUGGCUAGAAGAUAUGAUACUCUGGUUGGCACAAUAGGCAAGAAAUAUUCAAAUAAAAGAGACAGAUCAACAGUUAUCGUAGAUGAUGAUAACGAUGAUGAUGAGGAUAGAGACAUAUCUCAUUCUACUAGUAAGAAAAAAUUCAAAGGGGGUUUUAUGAAGCCUCAAGACUAGUAUGAGUAUUUUUAAAAAUAAUUCAAAAAUUAUCUUUAAAUUCUUAUUUUCGUUGUUCAGAGGCUUGGGGCCGGUCGAACUAGAAUUGAAAGAAAUUGUUUUAAUUCUAAAGUCUGACAUGUCCAUGUAUGUACAUGUAUAAGCUUGUGAAUCACCAUAGCCAUUGAAAGCACUUGAAAGUGCAUCCAAUUUGACAUUUAGUAGAAAUUUUUCAAAGGAACAAACAAGUACCUCGGAGGCAGAUCACCCUGUCACAAAUAUUGAAACAGUUUUUUAUGCAAUUAAAACUAGUAACUAGUGCAAUUGCAACUUUACCAGAAAAUUUUGGUGUUGGAUAGUUUUAUGUCAAAUCAAAGACAAUUGAAAAAAUCGCCAUAAAUUAUUAACAGAUUGCGUCAAGUAAACCUGUGCAGGGUAAAAAUAAAAAGUGAAAAAUUUUUAGUGCUAAAUGGUGCAAAGUAACUAAUAAAAUUGUACAAGUUAGUGCAAAGGUUUGUAGGUCUACGGCGUACUGAACUUACUAAAUUGCGCAAUUUCUUACAAAGUUUUUCAGGGGUUCAGUAUAUGUUAUGUACUCUAUUUAAACUGUGCUAUUCAGCACUGGGAUCCAGAGGUUAUUUAUUCUCACUCCAGUAUUUGCUGGUAAAGGGAAGUUCAUGCAAGGAGAAAUUUAAAGCACCUUUCACUUGUGCCUUUCACAGUUGCUCGUUACCUUGCUACGACCAAAGGAAGUGAAAUAGAACCUCUGGAGUCCAGGGUAUGAUUCUCUAAUGUGUAGUUCCAGAAAUUAUCCAUACCCACCCCACAGAGGAAUUUGGAGUUCUCGAAGGGUGGAAGGGUCAGAGAAAGAACAAAAAUUACAGAGUUUGUAUGGAAGAAAAUUGGAAUUUCCGGGAGGUAGGG
Actinia tenebrosa (Australian red waratah sea anemone) is the source of this 1427-nucleotide messenger RNA. RefSeq names its product M-phase phosphoprotein 6. The record is from RefSeq and is a predicted model, not a curated record. Gene Ontology annotation, biological process: maturation of 5.8S rRNA. NCBI's taxonomy places the organism in Eukaryota, Metazoa, Cnidaria, Anthozoa, Actiniaria, Actiniidae.